AUGGUCUCCACCACAGAAAACGGACACACUGCUGAGCGCGGCUUUGGGACACUGGCUGUCCACGCUGGCUCCCCCCACGACCCGGUGACCGGCGCUGUUAUUGCUCCGAUCUCCCUGUCGACCACAUAUGCUCAGACCAGUGUCGGAAGCCCCGUCGGUCUGUACGAGUACACUCGCAGCUCCAACCCCAACCGUGAUAACUUCGAGCAAGCCGUCGCAGCUCUCGAGCACGCCAAGUACGCUCUUGCCUUCUCCUCCGGCUCCGCCGCUACCGCCAACGUUCUCCAAUCCCUUGCUGCUGGCUCGCACGUCGUUUCGGUCUCCGAUGUUUACGGAGGUACCCACCGAUACUUCACCAAGGUUGCUUCGGCGCACGGUGUCCAGGUCACCUUCACCCCUUCCAUUGAGCUGGAUGUGGAGCAAUUGAUCCGCCCCGAGACCAAGCUCAUUUGGAUCGAGACCCCCUCCAACCCUACUCUUGGCUUGGUGGAUAUCCGGGUUAUUGCCAACAUUGCCCACAAGCACAACAUUCAGGUCGUUGUCGAUAACACUUUCAUGAGCCCCUACGUCCAGAACCCAUUGGACCACGGUGCCGACAUUGUUGUCCACUCCGUCACUAAGUACAUUAAUGGUCACUCCGAUGUCCUGAUGGGCGUGGCCGCCUUUAACUCCGAGGCUCUCAAGGAGCGUCUCAGCUUCCUCCAGAACGCCAUCGGUGCCGUCCCCUCCGCAUUCGACUGCUGGCUCGCCCACCGUGGUCUUAAGACCCUGCACCUGCGCGCACGCGAGGCAACCAAGAACGCGACUAUCGUCGCCAUGGCCCUUGAGGCCUCCCCUCACGUUAUCUCCGUCAACUACCCCGGCAUUGACUCCCACCCCGACCGCGCUAUUGCCCUCAAGCAGCACCGUGACGGUAUGGGAGGUGGUAUGCUUAGCUUCCGCAUUAAGGGUGGCCAGAAGGCUGCUCACGAUUUCUGCAAGUUCACUAAGGUCUUCACCCUCGCCGAGAGUCUGGGAGGUGUUGAGAGUCUGUGCGAGGUUCCCUCUAGCAUGACCCACGCUGGUAUUCCCAAGGAACAGCGUGAGGCCGCCGGUGUCUUCGAUGAUCUUGUGCGCAUGAGCUGUGGUAUUGAGGACUCUGUGGAUCUGCACGCCGAUGUGAUGCAGGCCCUCAGCAAGGCUGCUAAGUUGGCUUAA
Messenger RNA from Penicillium griseofulvum, 1197 nucleotides. RefSeq names its product cystathionine gamma-lyase CYS3. NCBI's taxonomy places the organism in Eukaryota, Fungi, Ascomycota, Eurotiomycetes, Eurotiales, Aspergillaceae. The coding region runs from base 1 to 1197 and encodes 398 amino acids. Gene Ontology annotation, molecular function: pyridoxal phosphate binding; cystathionine gamma-lyase activity. Gene Ontology annotation, biological process: transsulfuration. The record is from RefSeq and is a predicted model, not a curated record. Gene Ontology annotation, cellular component: cytoplasm. The transcript is spliced from 4 exons.